AUGGCCAACGACGAAUAUGACUUCCUAUUCAAAGUGGUGCUUAUCGGAGACUCUGGUGUUGGUAAAUCCAACCUGUUGAGUCGUUUCACCCGCAACGAGUUCAACUUGGACUCCAAGUCAACGAUCGGUGUGGAGUUCGCGACCCGUUCUAUUCAAGUCGACUCGAAGACAAUCAAGGCACAGAUCUGGGAUACCGCUGGUCAGGAGCGCUACCGUGCCAUUACCUCUGCCUACUACCGCGGCGCUGUCGGUGCCCUCCUCGUGUACGAUAUCAGCAAGCACCAGACCUACGAGAAUGUCAACCGGUGGUUGAAGGAGCUCCGGGACCACGCCGACUCCAACAUUGUUAUCAUGCUUGUCGGUAACAAGAGCGAUUUGCGCCACCUGCGUGCGGUCCCUACUGAGGAGGCCAAGCAGUUCGCUAGCGAGAACAACCUCUCAUUCAUUGAAACCUCCGCCCUCGAUGCUAGCAAUGUUGAGCUGGCCUUCCAAAACAUCCUCACAGAAAUCUACCGCAUCGUUUCCAGCAAGGCCCUCGACUCCGGGGAGGGUGGCUCUAACCAGGUCGGCGACCGCCGUCCCGUCAUCGACUUCACCCCGCAGGACACCGAGCAGAAGCAGGGCUGCUGCUAG
Messenger RNA from Penicillium arizonense, 633 nucleotides. Its product is annotated as Rab family GTPase. Gene Ontology annotation, cellular component: recycling endosome. NCBI's taxonomy places the organism in Eukaryota, Fungi, Ascomycota, Eurotiomycetes, Eurotiales, Aspergillaceae. The record is from RefSeq and is a predicted model, not a curated record. The coding region runs from base 1 to 633 and encodes 210 amino acids. The transcript is spliced from 5 exons. Gene Ontology annotation, biological process: exocytosis. Gene Ontology annotation, molecular function: GTPase activity; GTP binding.